Messenger RNA from Fusarium mangiferae, 2067 nucleotides. RefSeq lists its product as uncharacterized. Lineage: Eukaryota; Fungi; Ascomycota; Sordariomycetes; Hypocreales; Nectriaceae. The coding region runs from base 1 to 2067 and encodes 688 amino acids. The transcript has 4 exons. The record is from RefSeq and is a predicted model, not a curated record.
AUGUCCAUGACCUUUGAUAUUAACGCAUACCUCCCCGUACUUAUUACCAGCUUGCCAACAGGCACUGAGUUAUCUCCAUUCUCCGAUAAGUAUGUCAGAUUGGGCUUGGACGGAGCACCUAAGGCCAUGGUGUGCAAGUGUAAGACCGCGAACUCGAUGUUGAUCUCCAUGGCGGCGACGCUGGAUAUGGCGGGCAUGCACAAGACGCAGAACUACGUUUCGAAGGUGUCGAGGAAUAACCCCUUGCCGCUGGACCCUGUGGACGUGAAUACGAUGCCCAAGAUCUACACCAUCGAGAUAGAGUCGGGCUUCAUGGGGAACUACCUGACCAGCGAGAUCGAAGAGAUCGGAUGCUAUAAGUACUGGAGGGAGCCGUACAACAAGAUCGUGAAAGUCAGGCAUAGGACUACCAAGGGGUACGCGGUCAAGGUCCCGAUGUCGAAAGCGAACUUCAUGCCGGGGAUGGUGUUGACUGUCUCCUACGAAUACUCGUUUGUAGGGAGAGUCGUGAAAAACCUGUGCAGGACCUUCAUGACUCAGAUGUCGUCGAGAAUGGAGAUCAAAGGCGUGUGCGUCGUCGUCAACUACAGGAAGUACGAGAUGGAGGGCCACGCCUCGUUCUCGUGUGAGGUGGAGUUUCCUGAGAAGUACGGCUUUAAGGAGUUGACCCGCGUCAUGUCAGAGUUUGUCUAUGUGGUGGGGUGGGAGACUAUGAUGUCGGAGACCACGAUGUCGGAGACCAUAAUGUCAGAGACCACGAUAUCGAGCUACAUCGACGAGGCAUUCAUGGCGGAGGUGAAGAUGUCGGAGCAUAGCGUGGUUGACAUCAGCAGUGCUGAGAACUGCUCGGGGAAGUUCAUGUACAAGGCCGAUGGCAUGAAGAUGUAUGUGUUCAGGUACGAGUGUGGAUACGUCGUCUGCUUCUCUGACAGGAAGCUGUUGGCCAUGUCGUACAUAAUCGAGAACAACUCGGUCUUCACGGUGGAUAUCAACAAGACUCCCGACGUGGUUAUAGUUGAGAUGAUCUCAGCGACCGCCAUGCCGGACGCUGUUAUUAGGGACAACUGGGACACGUUGAGUGAGUUCAAGCUGUUGAAGGCGCCGCUGAUGCAGAGCGACGGAAUGGCGUGCGUGGGGAAGCACAAGACCGUUAGGGUCAAGGAACCCACUAUCGACGUCUUCUGCAAGAACGGAGCCCACAAGGACAUGAUUGAAGGGUCCUUAUACCAGAUGACGGUCAAGGCCUAUACAGACAAGAAGUCGGUGAGGCUGUGUAAUCCGUUAAGAAGGCUGGCCAAGUUUAACCCCAAUACCCCCAAGAUCGCCAUGAGGUCUUUCGCGAGCUCUUUAGGGAAGGGGGAGAACACGACGAUUCUGUACGAGGUCGUCUCGGUAUCCUUCAAGAUGAGGGAGAUGGUGUAUAACGUGGCCAUGGUGUCGGCGUCCUCCGGGAGGAAGAUGACCAUGACCGUGGGUCCAGGUCGAUCCCAGGAGGCGAACCUCAUGGAGUUCAAGAAGUUCUCCUACAUCGCGGUGGAUCCCGAGGUCGACAUCACGAGACUGACAAAGCGCAAGAACGUCAAGUCAGUAGCGAAGUACAACAAGUACUCAACGUUGACAAAGCAGCUGAAGGCGAUCUCCUCGAGCCCCGGUCAUGUGCUCUACUACGACAAGACAUUCAAGAACUUCUUGUUGAUAUACGACACCUUGAAGAACUUGUCGGAGAUGUCGACCCCGGUAGUCUUCUCGUCCAGCCUGUCGUACUGCAUCACCAGCGUCAACAACUUGAUGUCUAUGUCGGUCCCCGUGUACGGGUGUGGUUUCGUACACGACGGGAUGACGAACACGGUCGCGGGGAGGAGACCGAUCACUAUGACGGUGAAGAAGAGCAGGAACGGAGACGAAUACGUCAGCGCGGUUUUCGGCAAAUCGACAUACAACGAGCCCUUGUUCAUGUUCAGCAACAUCGCAGGGUUGAAGUACAUCGAGUCCGUGAUGCCCUGGCUCUCGAAGGAGAUCGACAUCGCCACGAAGGACAUCAUGAGCCGCGCCGUAUUGCUGAUCUAA